Podarcis lilfordi (Lilford's wall lizard) is the source of this 15648-nucleotide messenger RNA. NCBI's taxonomy places the organism in Eukaryota, Metazoa, Chordata, Lepidosauria, Squamata, Lacertidae. The record is from the annotation of a GenBank genome assembly.
ACUCUAUCUCUCGCAAGAUGGCGGCCCUCCUUUGGCUGACGCUUUGCGGGUCGGCGACGUUAACGCUGCUGCUGCUUCUCCUGUUACUAUGGCAACGGCAGCGGCCUGCUGGUUCCGAGGACCGCGUGGCGGUGGUGGUGCUGGGCGACCUGGGCCGCAGCCCCCGCAUGCAGUACCACGCCCUGUCGCUGGCCCGCCGCGGCCGCCGCGUCGACUUUAUCGGGUACCCGGGUGAGUCCGAGGUGCUGAGGCUUUUCCGAGCCUGGAAGCCACGCCUCCUACUGCCUUGCUACAACCCCUCGUUCCAAAAGAUGUCCGAGGGCUUUUGCGCUUUCCUUUGGUUCGAUGAAAUGCACUCCACAUAUGCUCAGAGGCACUCUUGCACUACAUUGUUAUUUUUAACAGCAUACCGCUAAGGUAUGCAGCCGGGGAUCUUGCGGACCCUCAUUGCAGAGUUGUGCGGGACCUUAAGCGUUGCGAAAGGUACUCUGCAUAUGUUUAGAUGCACUCUUGCACGGCAGUGUUGUUGUUGUUGUUAUUAACAGAACAUGCUGUUAAUGUAGCCAGCCAUGCAUCUUAUUAAUAUUUUUUUGCUAACCCAUGUUCCAGGUAUGUGAGAGAGUUUAAGUGCUUGGGGAAGAAGGGGCACUCUUCAUAUGCUCAGAGGCAACCAUUUAGAGAGGGCUUCCUUUAAAGUGUUCCGGAGAAAGGCUUUCUGUAUAUGCUCAAGAGUCAUAAUUCACAGCAUGUCUCCAGGGGCUGAAAGCUCUGACUUUAAGAACAGCCGCUGCCCCCACAUUUAAGUACUCCUGGACAACCACAUGCCCUCAUGCUUUUCUGCUCAGGAAAUUUAGAAGUAUGAUUUGAAUGGUGUUGUAACAAGGAUUGGGAAUGUGUAGCCCUCCAGAUGGCCUUAGACUCCAACUCCCAUCAGCUUCACUCCAUGGCUAACAAUGAAGGAUAAUGGGAGUUGGAGUCCAAUGUCAUCUGAAGGCCUACAGGUUCCCCACUACUUCAACAGUAGGUGUCCUUUUAAACUGCCAUAGGUAUACACUGAAUUAUCCUAAUAUGUGUAUAGGUUUUUGCCCCCAGAACAUUGCUGGCUUAUAUACUGAAUUCAUAUUUGCUGUUCCCACUUAAUUUGCUUUCACAUUCUGUUCUGUUUAUGUAUGUGCUGGAUGGAUUCUCUUAAUUGUUUACUUUUCUUUCAGGCACAAAGCCACACAGCGAGAUUAUACGUAAUGGAAACAUACAGAUUGUUCAUAUCUCUGAGCUCAAAAUUUGGCAAGGUAUGGUGAACAUUGCAGUAUUUGGAGGUUUUUUUUGUUUUGUUUUUUUAAAGGAUGCACCAGUUUUUAAAUCAAGGCUCCUUUGACAGAAAAAAAUGCAUUUUUUUUUGCUAUUUUGUAUUUUAAACAUAUUGUGUAACUUGUGUUUAAUGUUUGUUAUUGGUAUUUUUAAUGAACUUAUUGUAAACAUCUUUCCGUGUUUUAUUAUGUGUGUUGCAACUCUGAUGACUGUUUAUUUCCUCUUGUAGUUGGGCCAAAGAUGUUCCAGUAUAUCGCAAAAGUCAUUUUACAGAGCAUCCAACUAUUGUAUACAAUGCUGAGGAUAGCUAAACCAAACUAUGUACUUCUCCAGGUAAAUAUGCGUCAUGAGAACUAUAUACAGUUUUUGUGUCUCCUAGGUCUGUUUAAAACAUACCACUUUUAAAGCAGUGGCAGUUGGGAAAUGUUUUAGUUAAAGUGUGUUUUAAGUUGGAUACUAUAUUUGGAAUAUUGAUACACAUAUGCUUUGUCUGCAGUAGUCCAAGGUUUGUGUUUAGAGCAGAUUCUUACAUUUUUGCCUUUACUUUUUAACUUGGGUAGCGGCCUGUUAUUAUAUAAUCACAAGCAAACAUCAUUAGGUGAUGGUGAAUACUGUAAGAACAGGUUGCUGGACUAGAUGGGUCUUUUGGUCUUAGCCUGCCAGCAGAAGGAUAACAAUGAAGCAGCCAGCCUAACCUUUCUUGGGAGGGAAUUCCACAAAAUGGUUUUGAUGUUCAUGGGACUGAGAGAAGGUGCUCACCUGAGACUCUUAGCACCCAAACAUCCUAAAGAAUCUUGGGAACUGUAAUUUGUUAAAGGGACUGGGAAUUCAAUCUCUGUGAGUGUUGAACUACAGUUCUCAAGAUUCUUAGGGGGAAGCCAUGUGCUUUAAAUGUCUGGUGUUGAUAUGACCUAUGGCACUGAGAUAAAGGCUUUGGGGAAAAUGAGACGUAUGAGGAAAUAUUUGAAGGGUAGGGGAAGAGAGAUGUGGCAUUCUGGGUAGGAGUUAAAGGCCCAGACAGAGGAAGAAAGCAAGAGCUCUUAUUCUCUGGUAUUGCACUAUCUCUUGCUUUCUGAAACAGACUCUCUUUCUCUUCAUUUUUAUGACCAGAAUCCUCCAGGUCUGCCCAGCAUAGCUGUUACCUGGGUGGCUUGUCUUCUAAGAAGCAGCAAGCUCAUCAUCGAUUGGCACAACUACGGCUAUACCAUAAUGAGCCUCACACAUGGAAAGAGGCACCCUGUUGUCCGGAUUGCUAAGUGGUUUGUACAACAGCUGUUUAUAGUUUAUUAGACACCGUUGGCCAAGUCGUCAGUGAACCAUGGGGAUUAUUCAUUUUUUUAUAUGUGUGUGUGCACACGCACGUGUAUUUAUGUAGGUUUAUCUGUAUAACCACCCUGGGAGGCAGUUUAGGCUGAGAUUUGGUGAUUGGCACAAGGUGACUUCUUGACAGUGGGCAUUUGAACCAUGGCAGAGUGAGACCUUCCUCAUCCGAUAGUAGCCACUGCACCACACUCCCUCGUAAUGCUCCUUUGUGAGUAUUUCAGAAGCGCUAGAAACUUGAUGAAAUAUUUGUACAUCCAUUAGCAACUGGCCUCAUACAGUGCAUUGCUGAAUGUGAAUACAGUACGAUCACAUCUUACAUGCGGUUAACUGGCAGCCAUAUACGUGGUUGAAGGCAGACUGGUUGAAAAUGCACAAGUUAAAUCCAAGCAAGGCAAAGAGCUUAAAAGCUCUUUUUGUGCUAGAUCCACUUGGGUUACCUGGCAUGAAAAGAGCUUUGUAAGCUCUCCACCUUGCUUGCUGGGCAAGGCUAGCUCAGCAUGCGAACUCUGGGAGUAUUGGAGAUUCUCUCUCCCCUGCUAGCCACAGGGGUGGCUCCAAGAGUUUGGAUAUACACUGUUGUUGUGUAUACGUAGAACCCUUUGAACCGAACCCCUGCUUAAGAUGCAGUUGUCCUGUAUUUAGGUAAACAGGACAGGUUUGCUAUAUUUGAACAUGUUAUCAUAUUGAUUUUGAUUUUAUUAGUCACAUACUAGAAUAGUCACUGGCUUAUAUAGAAUGUGGAUAAAAUUGUUGGUGUGUAUCUCUUGUGAUAACAAAUGUGGGCCCUGCUCCAGGUAAAGCUAGUCAUGCCUAUGGCUGCCAUCUUAUAUGCAGUGGGCUGCAUCUGGACUAAGUUAAUUGAACAUGGGUUCCAUGGAAAUCAAUGUGAAAACUUCAGGCCACAGCAAGACUUAAAUCUCAAUUAUUUCAGUGGGAAUUUCAUGCAGUUAAUAUAGUCUGGAUCCAGCGCUCUCAGUGGAGCUUACUUCUGAGUAGUUAUUCAUAGGGUAAUAGCAUAAAAGCUGCUGAAAAUGGUUAUCCCUGUUUUGAGAUGGAGUUGGGCCAUUAUGUUAUGUGGUGGGCAACUUUUUAGGUUUGAAGUUAUUCUCAGGUUUUUUUUUUAGUGUGUGAGACCACUGAAUUCCCAGGUUAUGAGGAAUUGUGUAUAGGAAAUACAUGAACAUAUAUUGCAUUUUUGUGGUUUAAAUGGAUUUGAGAAAUGAAGGAAAGCAUAUGAUUUUGCUUUAUUUUUUAAAAAAGGCAUUGCAACCGGGGAAGAAACUUAUAUUCCCACGAAAGCAUCUGAGAUGGGUUAGUAGAACCAGUAUUUAGUAACUGAUGGACAUUCAAUUUAUUUCAGGUAUGAAGAAUUCUUUGGGCGUCUGUCUGACUAUAACAUUUGUGUGACUAACUCAAUGAAAGAGGAUCUUCUGGUGAACUGUAACAUCAGGUAAAUGAGUAGCUCACAAUCGGCUCUACCAAAUGAGUUGUGUGUGUUGCAAGGACCUUUACUAGACCAUAUAGAAAUAUCCAGCAGAGCCAGUGGAAUAUUAACAAUAUUGUUAAUAUUAACAAUUAACUAAAAUGUAACUUAUAUAUAAUAUUAAUGUAUUGUUAAUAUUGGUAUUUUUUGUCUUUGCAAAUUGCUUUCAACCUUAUUGUAUUGGAAAACAGCAUAUGAAAGUAUGCAUAUCAUAAGAACAAAUGGGAGAGCAGGGUCACUUCCUCCAGCACUUGGAAUGAUAGGUUUACUGAGGGGCCUACAGAGGUUUAGCCCAAAGUGCUUCGCCUCAACCCCUGGGAUCUUGCACCACAAAAUCACAGUAUGCAGAUUGGUCCUAGCUGCAUUAGCCUACUCAGAUGUGAUGCCCAGUGUGUGAAUAUCAAGUAUGGAUGAAGCCUCAAGUGCUCUCACCACAUGUACCCUUUCUCUUCUCUAACAUAACAUCUGCCCAUAGUUUUCCUGCCUUAAUUUUGUGUAAAAAUAUUUCCAGGGCACUUCUAUAGUACCUUUUUACAUUCACUGAUUUUUUAUAUAUAUAUUAAUAUUUUAUUAAGAUAAUUUCAGUUGGAAGAAAUAAAGUGAAGAGAAAAACAAAGAAAGAAAGCAAAACAUAAAGAAUACAAUAAGAAAAAAAGAUAAAAUAAGCUAAAUAUAGCGUAGCUACAUUUCCAUACAUUAUUAUAUAGAUAUAUAAGUAAUAUUAUUGUCAUUUUGGCUAAGAUCAAGUAUAGUAUCUGAUUUAUAUCUUUAUUGUUUUGACUCCUGGGCCCCUUUGCGUUGCAGAGCGACAACCCUCUAUGACAAGCCAGCAUCUUUCUUCAAGGAAACGCCAUUGAUCGAUCAGCAUAAGUUGUUCAUGAAACUAGCCAAAGAAUAUGCUCCGUUUAAAGGCCAACUUGUGUAAGUUAAAAUGUGCUGUUGUAUACACUCCUACCUAGUUUGGAACUGGCGUGCUUAAGAACACAGGAGGAGCCUUCUGGAUCAGGCCAGUGGCUCAACUAGUCCAGCAUCCUGUUCUCAGAGUGGCCAACUAGAUGCUUGUGGGCAAACCUCAAACAGAACCUGAGCACAAGAUCCCUCUGCCUUCCUGUGGUUUCCAGCAACUGGUAUACAAAAGCAUUACUGCCACCAAACUAUAGAGGCAGAGCAUAGCCAUUGUGGCUGGUAGCCAUGGAUGGCCUUUUCCUCCAUUAAUAUGCCAAACUCCUCUUUUAAAGCCUUCUAAGUUGGCCAUCAAUGGGACGUGGGUGGCGCUGUGGUCUAAACCACAGAGCCUAGGGCUGGCUGAAAUCCCUGCGACUGGGUGAGCUCCCGUUGUUCAGCCCCAGCUCCUGCCCACCUAUCAGUUUGAAAGCACGUCAAGUGCAAGUAGAUAAAUAGGUACCACUCUGGCGGGAAGGUAAAUGGCAUUUCCGUGCACUGCUCUUGUUCACCAGAAGCGGCUUAGUCAUGCUGGCCACAUGACCCAGAAGCUGUCUGUGGACAAAAGCCAGCUCCCUCGGCCUAUAGAGCGAGAUGAGCGCUGCAACCCCAGAGUCGUCUGCGACUGGACCUAACGGUCAGGGGUACCUUUACCUUUACAUUAGCCAUCACUGCCUGCCGUGGGAAUGAGUUCCAUAAUUUAACUAUGCUCUGCAUGAGUUAGUAACAAUGCUUUGUGUUCAUUUGGUACCAAGGCAGCUUGGUUAAAUACUAAUGGGUUGAGGAGCUUAGUAGGGAACUUUGAGAAGGGAUAAAUAUUGACAACAUCUCCUGCCUAAAUAUGGAGCUGACCUUUAUGGCUUCCAUUAAUCUGAUUUUGGGAGCUAUAAUGUUUGGUUUGGCGCGUGUGCUUUUGCUGAUCACACAUGUUCUUUGAAGGUUAGUCUUCAGAAUCCUGUUUCUCCUUAGAGCAGAGUCCAGCCUCCCAGGUGAUGUUGAGAAAACUGCCUUUACACAACUAGACACCAGGAGCGGAAACGUGAUGCACUGCAUGGGCCGGCCAGCUCUCCUCAUCAGCAGCACCAGCUGGACAGGUCUUGGCCCUAUACCAUUGUCUGUGUAUCUUUCCAUACAGUAUGCUUGAGAUGCUUGCACAUGAAGCUGUAAAAUAGGGAUGCAGAACCUCAGGUCCAGGGCCAAAUGCAACCCUCCAGGUCUCUUUGCCUGGCCCUUGGGACUCUCCAUAGGCCACACCCCCUCCUAAGCCACACCUCUCACCAGCCCUACUUCAUAUGCUUAGGUGUUUUGGCCUGGCUGGAAUGUGCCCUUGAACCUCUGAUAAUGCUUCUUGCUUGUCUGGAUGGAGAGGGGUUUGUGAGUAGAAACUAGCCUAUCGUAGAAAGUUAAAAUUCACAUUUGCAGCUCCCAUCACUUUUGCCUCUAGCCCUGCCCACCACUGCAGUGUUUCCUCUAGAAGGAAAUGCUGCCUUUGGGCUGGAAAGGUGUCCCACUCCCGCUGUAAGACUUUGCACUAACUGUAUACCAAGAGAAGUGGCAAGUACUUGAGCAGAGAAUACUUCAAGAUUGCUUGGAAUUCUUUUUUAAAAAAUUAGUGGAAGUACAGGUGACCAAUUAACAAAUUGGCAACAUAAUCAUGGUUGCUAACAGUAGCUGAUUGCCUCCCACUUCCAAGGAGAGGAUAAUUUUCAUGUCCCUCUUUCCUUGGAUUUCUGAUCAUGUAUGGCUGUGUUGAAAAAUAUAAUCUCAUCAUGUGGGCAAGAACUGUGAACAUAAAUCUCCACAUGAAGAGUGUAACAUAAACAUUGUCUUGAUUUGUACUAGAAUUUCUCCAAAAACUGUCAGGCCACUAACUUUUCAACAGCCUUUCUCUUUCCCUUCAUUCCACAAUUGAUGUUGCUUGGUUUUCACUGUCUACUUGCAAAUGUUUGGAAAAUAUUUGUUUCAUUAGCAAUUAUUAAUUGAGUUUUAAUUAAUGUUUGAAGUUUAUGAAGCAGUUUUGAAAUUGACAGGAUGAAAUAAGUGACCUGGAGCACAUGGCAGCCUAAUAUAAACUGGGUUUAUUUUUUUAUUUAUGUCAGAGCUUCAUUCUUUUCCCUAGUAAAAGUAACAGAGCUGAUCCUAGGACUAGGCAGGGUAAGAUGGAAUAUUUUGGGGGAGUACAAUUUAUUUAGGAUUACAGUAUAUGGUUGGGAGACUCUUUGAGUCUUCUCCCUUAGGCACCAAAAUAUAUUGGGAUCAUCUGUGUGUAAAGUUUGUAGACAGUCAUUUUAUGUAUUUAAAGCAUUUUUACUCUUUCAGUCAAAAUGGCUCCCAGAGCUGCUUAUAGAUCAACAAAAAGCAAAUGAAUUCCUGCCCUCAGGUUUCCACUCAAGACACAAAAGCUAAAAAGGAUGGGGAGGGAAGAUGAAAAUGAGAAAUCUCAGGCAGCAGUUUCUUAAAGGUUACAAAGUUCUUAUAAUGGCAAAACAGUUCAGUUAGCUUCUGUUGGGAGACAGUUGUGGAAGAGCCAAAGGCUCUCAGCAGAGCCAGUGGAAUAGUAAAAAUGCCUUAAGAAAUCCAGCAAAUGCACAAGGCAUUUGGAGUUGAUUUCAGAGUUGGUCUCAGUGGGCUUAAACAUGUCUAAUGCCAGCACAGAAUACAUUGCUAUUUGAAUGAAUGUGACAAAUACAGAAGAGAUUACUUUAGCUGCAUGUCUUCUAGCUGCUGUGAGCCCCUUUGGCUGUACAAGAGAGAAGCACCGUGUUGAUUGCCUCAUUUGCUCUACGUUAUACAGUUGCUACAGAGACAGCACUCAAAAGCCAAAUUGCUUUAGGUGAAACCAGAGUUAUUACUGUGAUUCUUGUAUAUUAACUGCAAACUUUUUCUCCCUUUUCUAGAAGAUGAAGAUUUUUCCAUCCUAUUAAGAGCUUUAGAAGGUGGGUUAUUAAGGGAGCAUUCUGUCUUUCUUAACAAGCAAACCUGGAUCCACUGCUGUCACUGGAGGCACAGGCGGCCUCAGCAGUGUGGGCUGCCCAUAAUUUGAGUUGAUCUGGCCCUCCUGCCGAAAGUGAUUCCCCAUCCCUGCAUUAGCGGAAUUGGCAACUGGAUCAGAGAGCAGGAACUGUGGUCUAUCCUCUUCCUUUCUUCACUUGCUGGGAACAGUGUACUAUUAGGUGGCUAAGACUGAGAAGGGUAUUUUGAGCAGCGGGGGAAAGACGUUUGCAUAGGCGAACACACCUCCUUGAAUGCUAAUAAGCAGAACUCAGCUGUGGUUACCCCCUACUGCAACCAAAGCUAUUGUUGCCUCAGUCCUGUGAACCUCAACCUCCCACUUCUCCUGCCCACAGCUGCAAAAAGAAAAGGGGGGACUGGAGAGAAAAGCAGUGGCAGCUGCAGGCUCUUCUACCCUGGCAGAGCAUCUUUCUCAGCAGAGGACUGGGACCAGCAGGUCCAACAUGUCUAUCAGAAAAAGCGAGAGCUGUGAGAGCACCAAGGAAAAGGCCCCCAUCAGAGAACAGGCGUGUUCUCUGAUGGGGAACAGUUCUCUUUGCAUUGCCACAUGUGUUCUGUGCAUAUCUGGGAUUCAGAUGUUGGCUACAAAGUCUCCUUUUGCGCCACUCUUGACUUAAAAUACUCUUUUAUCAAGGCAUCCUGAAAACUUGGUUAUAGGGUGGCAUCUAGAUGCCUAAACUAAAAAAUAGGUAGCAACUACAAGGGUGCCCACUCCCGCCCCCGCCCCCAUUCUCCUAUUGGUGCAGAUUCACUUUGUAGAUCUGUCUACAAACAAUCUUGGCUGUAAGACUGUAGCUCUUCCCACCUCAGUCUUCCUGCUUGCUGUAGAAAUCCCAAACUUGUUAAAAAGAAAAAAAGUUGCCUUUUGUAGCCUCUCACUUUUCUCCAGUGAUGGUUUUGGGAAAGUCACAACUCCUACUGUUUGUUUUGUCGCACAGAAUAUGAACGCUAUCUCAGCGAUGGAGCAAAGCUUCCUCCUCUUGUGUGUGUGAUAACAGGUAGCAGCUUUUAUUUUAUUUUUUAAAUGAUAUUUAUUAAAAUUUCAGAAACAAAAAAUUACGUAGUUAAAAAUAAAAAAAGACAAAGAAAAAUACAGAAAAAAAGGAGAAAAAACAUACAAAAUACAAAGUAUAGAAAUUUUUUUUGGAAAGAACACUUAAAAACAAAUUAAUCCUUCCGUAUCUUACAUUUCAUUUCCUUGCUUCUCUGACCUCCUCUCACCUCCCUUUUUUGUAUUCCAAUUCAAUUGGUUAAUUCAGCAAUUCCUUUCCCUCUUUGUUUUUAUCUUAGUCCUUUAACUUAAUAUAUUAUAGCUUUAGAUUCUCACCUAUUAACCAUCCAUUUUUGCAUACACCUUUAUGACAUUGCUGCUAAAACCACUUAACUUCAUUCUAACAUCAUUCUAACAUUCAUUAAUUUUACAAUAUUUCUGUAAGUAGUCUUUAAAUUUCUUCCAAUCUUCUUCCACCGACUCUUCACCCUGGUCUCAGAUUCAGGUAGCAGCUUUUAAAUCAUUUGUCUUCUUUUCAUCUUAUGUAUUCAUACUGGGAAACCCAUUUUCCCCACCACCACUGAAGAAGCAAGGAAGUUUCUGUGAGCUCCAGAGCUCUCUGUGUGUCGAGUGCAUUAGUGAAGACCCUGCUUUCAUUUUUGUAUUUGGUUUGUGCCUUAAGCAGCUUGCCCCAAGUUGGCAUGGUGUCAGCCCCCCCCCCCCCCGGGAGAACUAUAUAAUUGUUACAUUUACAUCCUACCUUUCCUCCAAGGAACUCCAGGUGGCAUGUUUCUCCUCCCUCUGUGCUUUAUUUUGGCUACAGUCCUGUGCUAGACUGAGAGACUGAGAGUGGCUCAAAGUCACCCAGUGUGCUCCAAGGCUGAGCAGCGAUUUUGACUCUGUUCUCCCAGCUCAUAGCCUGACAUUCUAUAACCAUGGCACCACGCUGGUUCUGGGCAUUCAAAUGAAAUCUUUCCCAGAGGAUGAUAACUCUCACAAUGCGCCCUUUUGGAUCAGCAGCAAACCGUUUUGUUCAUUCUCUUUCAUUUAAAAAGGCAAAGGGCCUUUGAAGGAAUAUUACAACAUGCUGAUUGCAGAGCUGCAUUUCAAGCAUAUCCAGAUCCUCACUCCCUGGCUGGAAGCAGAGGAUUACCCCCUUCUGCUCGGUAAGGAAGAUCUUCGAAUUUACCAGUGUGCUUCAAUGUGUCAUUUUGAAAAUUUACAGGAGCAGACUCAUGAGAUCUUCGGGGUAUAGGAUAGUGGUCCAUUGCAGGACUGUGAUAGCAGAACCUUCUAUUGAAUAAUAGAAUAAUAGAAUUCUCGAGUUGUAAGGGACCCCAAGGGUCAUCUAGUCCAACCCCUUGCACUGCAGGAAUCCUGCCCACAGCCAUCCCUGGGUGGGCUUGAACCACCAACCUUCUGGUUAACAGCCAGAUGCCCCGACCCACUUGAAAUGGGUCCUUUGAAGCAGGAGAGGAACUUGCACGCUUUCCUCCCUUUUCUUCUCCACAAGGGUGCUGACUGGCAGGGCAGAGGGAAAACAAGAUGGCGGUGAUAUAUACAAAUUGACUAAGGUAACGAACUGCCUCUUCAGCAUACAAUGGAAGCUACAUAAUGGAAGGCACCAGAAUUACCUCUGCAGUGGGGGGAAGUAUCUCACAGCAUGGAGGCUGCCAAUGAGAAUGGCUUCCCCCAGGCCACCACUCCUAGAAGCUCCAAGGGUAGUGGAACUACAAAGAAGGCCCCUCUCUGCUGAUCUUGGCACCUGAGAUGAUCUGGGGGGAAGAAGAGGUCAGUAGAGAGGGUCUUGUAUUCUGGCUCAGGUUCCUAAGUGACCUGGGCUUGGGAAUGUUUGAGCGACAGUGAAACAGUUUCAAGUGAGUACUAUUCAAGAGCUGGUGUACAAUUCCUGCAUGCCUCAUUUUAACUGCCCCACAAACUCCUCCUUGGCAGGCCUCAUUACCACCUGAUUUGUAUACCUCUUUUUUUUUUCAGUGGCAACAAGCCAUCCAUUACUUGAGCAGCUACAAAAAAACCCAAACUCAUUUGCAGAAUGUACUCAAUGGGGGGUUGGUUUCUCUUACAGGCUCAGCUGACUUGGGCGUCUGUCUCCAUAUGUCCUCUAGUGGCUUGGACCUACCUAUGAAGGUCGUGGACAUGUUUGGCUGCUGCUUGCCUGUGUGUGCAGUGCACUUCCAGUGGUAAGAGCACGCCUGUGUGUUUCAGCAUCUCAAAAGAACCUGGUGUUAGACCAUUGGUCCAUCUAGUGCAGUACAGUCAUACCUUGGGUUGAAUACGCUUCUAGUUGAGCACGUUCGAGUUGUGUUCCACGGCAACCUGGAAGUAACGGAGCGCGUUACUUCCGGGUUUUGCCACAUGCGCAUGCACAGACGCUCAAAAUGACGUCACAUGCAUAAGUGGCGAAAAGCGACGUGCAUGUGCGCAGACGUGCCGUCGCUAGUUACAUUUGCUUAUAGAUGCGAACAGGGCUCCGGAACGGAUCGCGUUCGUAUUUAGAGGUACCACUGUAAUGUUUACACUGGCAGGCAGCACCUCUCAGGGGUUUCAGGCAGGGAGUCUUUCCCAGCCCUGCCUGGGGAUAAUGGGAUUUGAAGCUGAGACCUUCUGCAUGCAAAGCAGAUGCUCUACCGAUGAGUUACAGCUCUUCCCCCAUCUUGUGUAUCCCCUGUUGGUUAACCCAUCUCUUUAUUCUUUGAGAUCUCCAUUUGUUUAUUAUUAUUGGUGGUGGUUGUUACUACAAAUGGACCCUGCAACAAAAAGUUGCAGAAUGCUCUUGUUCAGGCUGCAGCCAGUCUAGAGCUCCCUGCAGAUUCCUCUGAUUUUUUUAUACUCCCUAGCAGCUCCCAGGUCCUUGUCAGCUCCUUUUAGUUAGAAAUAAUUGGGAAACUAUUGUUUUUAUUUUAAUUUGGAAAUCUUGCUGUGCUUUUCUGUGCUGUGUUUGGGGCUGAUAUGGUCCAAAAUAUCUGGAAGGCACCAGGCUGGUGCAUUAAUGUGGUAUGUUAACUGUUAACCCGCUCCCACACUGAAGAAAACAACUUUGAGAUUCUUUCUAGUGCUGUUUUGCUUAUUUUUGCAGUAUACAUGAACUUGUGAAGCAUGAAGUAAAUGGCUUGGUGUUCCGGGACUCAAGCGAACUUGCAGAGCAACUGAAGGUAACUUAGAAAAAGAGAAUUUUGACUUGCUGAUGGGGCUCAUUGAGCAUACAUUGCUCUGGAAACAUCAAGGAAGCUGGAUGUUUUGGUGGCAGGAGGGAAGUUUCAUCUUUGAAUGCUGCUUCAUAGUUUAAAAACAAAAACUUCCUGAACAUAGAAAAUUAGGAGAAAUAUAUAAGCUAACAUUCUCCCUGAAGCACUAGCUUUCUAUGUGCAGGGAGUUGCUUUUAAAUAAGUGGAAAGGGACAUUCAUUCAUUCUCUCUCUCUCUCUCUCUCUCUCUCUCUCUCUCUCGUGCAUAUGUUGUCCUUUUAACAAUAUAUAGCUUUAUUUUUUUAUUAAGGAUUUUCCAGUAUAUGGAAUGCUAAGCAUAUAAUCAAUUUUCUUAAAGGAAAAAAAAAUCAAGCACAACCAAUUUAGUUAGGAUGCAUAGAGUAUAGAAUUGCAACCCCCCCAAGCCCUUCAUUAUUUUCUCAGUAGGUCAGCAAGAUUUCAUAAUGAUCUGGCAUGGGUUAGGUUAUUGAAUCUUGGAAUACAUAGUUCUGACUAUAAUUUACUUGCGUAAACAGUUCUUUGAUAAUCCCAGGGACUUGUCACAUUAUUACUGUUCAUGUGCCAAUUUUGAAGGUGGUACUUUUCUAGUGAGACAUCAGUUUGUUUGUUGAGGAAGCAAUUGAUUCAAUGUAGUUUUAUCUGGGAAAAAUACCUGUAUCUUUCCAUAAUUGCAGGUAUAGAAAGUAGAAUAUUUUUCCAUUUUCCUGUAUACUGCAUUAAUCUGUUUCACUCACUCUUUCUAACCUUGCAGAUGCUUUUCUUGGAUUAUUCUUCUGUAGAAGGCAAGCUCAAUUUAUUCCGAAGGAAUCUUUGCACAACCAAGCAGCUGCGGUGGGAUGAAAGUUGGGAGCAGACAGUGCUUCCUCUUUUUAGCAGCAGUUAAGCUGAUACGACUUCGAAGUUAAUUUAUAACUUGCACAUUCUCAAAAACUGGAACACCACAAGCAUGUUUGUAUAUCAAAAAUUCUUUUUACAAAAGAAAAAGUCAUUUUAUAUGGUGAAUAAAAAGUUUUAUCUGGAGCUUCAUUAUAGGCUUAUGCAAUUUUCCCACCUUUUUCUCUUAAUUUCUAUGCUGUGGACAGAGCCAAUGUUGUUUUGUAUCUACUUACUGCUUCACUGUUGUUUUUUAAAUGCAGUUACGAAGUAGGUUGUGGUGCCUUUGGUUAUUGUUGCCUAAGUUGCAAGCUGGUAAUUCCCUAUUUGAAGUGGAAACAUGUUACUGUGACUCUUGAAAAGUACCUAUAUAACAUCUUCACGUUCAAAGGAGAUAUCAUACUGUGAUGUGUGUUAUGUGUUUCCUACCUCACUUUAUAACUGGUAUUUGAACAUGAAAUGGAGAAUUUUACCCAGAACAUGCAAGGUCUGAAACCUUAAACUCCAAGGUCUAUGUUGUGUUACAAGUACAUUUAGCAUUUUCCUCCUCCCUCUGAAAAGGGGUCAUGCUGGCAUUUGGAUUUCAUGUUUUAAACAAUGCCUUGAGUGUUCAAUCAUAUUUCAUUUUGGGAUCUCUUUGUUCAGGGUAGACAUUUGUAUUGCAAGCAAAAGGACCAAACAGGCUUGGCUGAUGAAAUAGUAGGACUUGGAGAUCUUGGCUCAAGGUGGAAAGAAGCUUUGCCUCUGUUCAAGCUUUGCCUCGUUUAAACCUUGGCCAUUUUGCUUCGUCCUAAGACUCUCAUCAAGGCUUCUUUGACAUCUUUAUUGCGCAGGCUGUAUAUGAUCGGGUUUAUCAUGGGGUUGAUGAUAGUAUAGAAGACCGAGAUGGCCUUGUCCUCUUCUGGCGUGCGCUGCCCCUUCGACCUCAUAUACAUGAGCAUGGCAGUCGUGUAGAAGAUAGUCACCACUGUCAGGUGCGCUGAGCAGGUGGAGAAAGCUUUCUGCCUGCUGUCGGCAGAGGCGAGUCGCAGUAUGGCAAUAAUGAUGCGUACGUAAGAGAGUACGAUCAAGAGAAAGGGGAUGAUCUCCGUCGCUAUGCCCCCCAUGUACAUUGCACUCUCGCUCACAGAGGUGUCAGCGCACACCAGCUGAAGCAUGGCUGGGACUUCGCAGAAAUAGUGGUCAAUGACAUUGGAGCCGCAGAGAGGGAGCUUGAGGACGAAGAGUGGAACCACUGACCCCAGGAAGGUGCUGAGCCAAGACCCAGCAGCCAUGCCAAUACAAACCGAUUUGUUCAUUAGAACAGAGUAGCGCAACGGGUGGCAGAUGGCGACGUACCGGUCGAUCGCCAUCACGGCAAGGAAGAUGCAUUCUGCCGCCCCUAGGAACAGCGUGAUAUACAUCUGAGCCUCACACAACUCGGCUGAGAUGGACUUCCUUGUCACCAAGAAGUUCAUGAGCAUUUUGGGGACAACGGCCGAAGUGCAAAUGAUAUUCAAGACUGCCAGGUUGCAGAGGAAGAAGUACAUGGGCAUUUGAAGGUGGGGAUCCAGGCUGGUCAAAGUGAUUACAGCAAUAUUUCCAAUCAGAGUUACGGUGUAGAUCACAAGGAAUAUAAUGAAGAGGAAGACUUGGGCCAGUGGGGAGAAAGGGAACCCCAAGAGAACAAAUUCUGUGAUGACGGUUAUGUUUUUCAUUUCUAUACUUUUCUGUAGGAAGAACAAUAGUGGUUUAGUGGUCAAAAGUGCAAGAACUCAUCUUGACAGCCCCUAUAAGCUAUGCCCAUGAAGAGAGUCUACACACACUUGCAUCCCAUAGCAGCAAUACAUAGCAUAAUACCCAGUUGAUUAGGAUUGGCACAUCUGCAGUCCAAUGCAAAGAUACCUAGUAGUCAUUUCCGUCAAUCUCAUUUCUGACUUCUCAAAACGCAUUGCGAUCUUAACCCUGCUGAAAUGCCAUCUUCAGCUUUCAAUUAGAAAUGGAAACUAUUGUUGCAACUAAGUGCCUGCAUUUAAACUGCUGUCAAUGGGAAAAAGAAAUAGAGAACCAUACCACUUUAUUUUCCUCAUUCUCUGACUACCUCUCUGAGUUAAAUCUGUUGCCCUUCAGAUGUUGCUGAAUUACUGUUUCCAUCCUCCCUGACCACUGGCCAGGCUGGCUGGGACUGAUGGGAGUCACGAGUCCAACAACACCUAGGGGGCCACAAGUUGCCACAACCUGCCCUACAUGCUGUGACAGACCAGCCAACGCACUUCUGUUUCUUUCAACUGGGUUUGCUCCCCCUGCUGUUUGAGAUCCCUUUUAACAGGAGAUGGUUGAGACUGUACCUGUGACCUUCUGUCUCAGAGCUCUGUAGCUCCCUGUUAUGCCAAGAUGGGAUGCAUCAUUUAACUUCCACCGACAAUAGAUUGCAGAACUGUUUUGUCCCCCAAUCGCUCACCUUUUUAAUUUGUUUUAAAAUAAAUGUGUUUCUUAUAUUUUUUUAAAAAA